Amoebophrya sp. A120 is the source of this 3992-nucleotide messenger RNA. NCBI's taxonomy places the organism in Eukaryota, Dinophyceae, Syndiniales, Amoebophryaceae. The record is from the annotation of a GenBank genome assembly.
ACUGGUUUCAUACUCUACAAAAGGGGAUCGGAGCAGUAUUUCGCUUCGAGGAUGACAUCUUAAUAUGGGGUCGCGGCCUGCUCUUGUUUGUCGUUUUGCGGAUGGGAAGGGGUUCUCGGUCAUUGUGCUCACGAUUGAUAGUCCGUAGAAAACCUCAGAACUCGUGUUGGUUGCGCGCGUUGGCAUGGGGCAAAGCAGAAAGGAUUGACUUUCAAUCGGUCGCACACAAGGUGACUUUUAAUCGUUCGCGUUUUGGAUAUUAUUUACAUUUUCUGGAAGAUAGAUUGGUUGCCGCUUUCACCAGCACACGAUGACCUGGAACGCACAUAUUCCUCUAGGCGGUUUUUUUUGUUUCAUAUUACAAGGGUGUUUUCGUUAAAUGUUAGUACUGAAUUAUUGAAGAGGACUACGAGCUGUGACUUCUUAACGACGGGGAACAUAAUCGCAUUUUCAGGGACAAUCUUCGAAUCUUAAGCAUUGCAAAAUGGUAUUGUUUGUGUUUGCGAUAUGUUUUGUUGACGUGAUGUACUUGCAUGUUCUGAAUGGAGAACCUCCAUCAAAAAUUCCAUCGGCUUUAUCAAAAAUCUCUGUACAACAUCAAUAACACAGGUAAACAACUACGCACAGAAUAUGCAGUCUGCGGGUCCGAAUCACACACACCAACACCAGGGAGCGGGAAAGGGGGCCAGCAAGCCGGGUUACUACCACAACUACAAUAAUUGGUACAACAGCAAGGCGAAUUGGUACGGCCACCACCAGCACCAGCACCACCACGGGCCGCACCAGCACGGCCGAAACACCGUAAGUACUAAUGCCAGCAGCGGAGCGGGUACCACCGCCAGUGGCGGGGGCAACAACAAUAGCCAACCGAGCGAACAACAGCAACCCGCCCCCGCACCACCGUCUAAGCCGCAGCAGCCCAAGUCGGUGUACAAGUACGUGCCCGGGGACUGGAUUUGUCCCACCUGCGAAGACUUGCAAUUCCGACGGAAUCAGGCCUGCAGGAUUUGUGGUACGAUGAAUCCCAUGGUGCUCGCGCAGGAGUUGGCCAUUGUGGCGGGGGUAGCGGUGUUUUUUAUCGUCCUUGCUGCUUCUUUUUCACUGCUGCGUUGUUUUUUGUUUCGUAGGACGAGAAGGAGAAUCCAUGAUGGUUGUUUUGUUCGUUUUGAUGCUGAUCGACCUCCAAGUUGCCAGAGACCGCUCGCACGUGGCAGAAAUUUCAAGCUGCAAUUUGGACCUUUCUAUCAAACCACAGAAAUCCCUGGGAUCCUUUCAUGCCUACAACGCGGCGAGUAAGGACACGACAGCUUCCAGUGACAACAUGGUCCCACCGGCACCGCUGCCGCAGAAGGGAAAAGGAAAGCAAGCGGGGAAUGGGAACAUGAUCCGUACUGGUCGAUGAUACUAUACAUAGUUGGAGGCGAUUUGUUGCACCAUCGGAUUUCUUUACGUUUCAUACUGUGUCCUGACGUUGAGAAAGUAUUCUGGAUGUUGUGCGAAAGAUACUGAUACGCUUCCUCUCUUUCUAAUAUAAAAACAGCUGCCGUCCCCGCGCCACCGCAGAUUGCCGGGGUGCCCGCAAUAUGCGAUGCAAAUAUGAGUUCUGGUUCUGGAGAAUUGCAAAAAAAUCUUUUUCUUGCCGUUCGGCAGACGUAGUUCGGAUGUAAAAAUUCGUACACACGAUGUAGUUCGGAUGUAAAAAAUCGUACGAGCAGACGCAUAUUCAACACAAGAGUCAGACUUGGCAAUUUUCCCACUCCAGACUCGAAUAUUUGCAAUCGAUAAUUUCCCCCGCAGGCCCCGUUGUGGGACUACACGGGUAUGCCACCGAUGACCGGAUUCGAGCUAUUGUGAGGAAAAAUCCCCCCUCCCCAUACCAAACCGAGAUACUUCUGAAAAUUUGUGAUGCUGAUUUGAGACCACAAAUCGUCUCUGUAUUGCAAGAAGGCAAAUCCAAAAACCUCGGCGCGUCCUGUAGGCAAAAAUUUAAUGCUGUAGGGCGUACGGAGGAGAUGCCUGCCUUGCUAGGUGCCUACACCAAAACGCCCCUUUUCCGGCAUUGUAUCUACCUGCAGUCCUCUACUGCAAGACAGAGCCGCUUUGUGUACGGAAAUCCCGCAUCACAGAUUUCCAUUUCGAUAUGGGGAGGGGGGAUUUUUCCUCUCAAUACGAGCCGGCGGCAGCAUUCGGCUUCGCGCAUCCCAACAUGUACGCCGUGGCACAGCAGGCGUUUCCGCAGAACUUAGGCAUGUUUCUGCCGCACCAGCCAUUGCCACGUAUGGAUUAUGUUUUUUUCGAUUUGUUCGCUUGCAUUUGUUCUUGCACUUGAAAGUGUGAAAGAAUAAGAAAUGUUGCAAAAAAAAAUGUUUCAAUAUGUUGAGUAUCAGCGUAUUUUUGUUGCCGGACGAGUAUGACAAUAUUUAUACAUCGAAAAUCCAGCGGCAGCAGCGGCUAACCUGUUGUUUCAGGCCUUUCCCCCGGGGUUUGUGGCGCCGCCAGCCGCAGCGGAAGGUCAGGACCCCUUCAGUAGUAUUCCCUUCGUCUUGCCCCAGGACGACAGUUUCCUGCCCCGCCGGGCCACGGUACUAGCUAAGUUUUGAAAUAGUCUUUGUUUUUACUCCAUUGGUCAAAAAGAAAAAUGAAAAGAUGAUCGAAGACGUAUGAAAGAUGUACUUAAACAAAUUUGAAGAACAUGAAGAGCUUAAACCGUAAUAUUUCUACAGGAGGACUCCAUUAACACGACGGCAGCAGGGUCUACUUACACCUACAACUGAGACGAGAAAAAGAGACUUGGAGUACUUUCCCAGCGGCCAAUUUUUCGUGAAGAAACUGCAAACGUAGUCCGUCAGAUCAAUAGAGGAGCACGGAACUCUCGUCGAAAAACCUCAGCGUGCGUUAUCGUCCGCUUGUUUAUUUGUCACGAAAAAGAAAUGAAACUACCGCCACGGAAAAUGCAAAACGGAUGUAAAUAUCAUAGUCAUAGUGGUGAUAAAGAAGAUUCGUUUUUCUUUCAGCACGAAGGAAUCUCAUCCUCUGACACUGUUUUGUAUGCAUGUUGUGCUAGCUGUCAGGUCAAAACCCAAACAUGUACGUAGUAAAAGUCUUCUGAUUCUUGGUCUAGUGUUAGAUUUGCGUUUCUCUUUCCUACGGAAAUGCUAACAUGCGGGAUAAUAAUUUCAUUUGGUACGCCUUCCACACAACUUUUGUGAGGAAGGGUACUCUGUUUCUACAUCAACAAAGUGUACCCUAUUUCGAAGCAUUUUCACAAUGUAACGCGCAAUGACAUGUACCUGUAACUACUAUAAUUCUAAUUUUCUCAACACACGGAGACGGACGUCGUGGUCGUGCCUUAAUAUCUGAUAUAACAUCCUAUCAGUUUUUCCGUGUCAACCAACUGAAAUGACACCGGAUUACAGGCAAAAAGAAUCCUGGAGGGCGGGGGGAGAAUAUUGAUAGACCGAAUGUGAGAAUUGUAGAAUGGAAUAUGACGGGAGUUAGUGGUUAGAGAAUUUUUCUAUAUUACUGUACUUUUAGUAGGGAAAAUUAAUGGUGGAAAGGAAAGCACAGUACCUAGACGUACCAGUAUGUGAGAAUCCUGUUGUGGCUUCUAGCUGAUGUAGCUGGAUCUUCACCUUCGUAAGGAACUACAGGGGAGUUGUAGACAACCGUAGAUUAUAUAUGCGGGGAGCGAAAAAUACUGGCGCAGAACUGGUGCUCAGCUAUGAUAGGUGGCGCCACUUCUUUCUUGGGUGAAAUUCUAUUGAAAAUGAGAGGGCGGUCGUAGAAAUGAAGAUGUUUGGUGCAUUUGUUUCUGUCCAUCGGGUGCAGUAGCAAGUUAUCUGAGACUUCUUUCUCUGUUGAACAAGCAGCUUCUACUUCAGACUAUCUAAGGGCUCCAUGGUCGACUGUGAUGUGACGCGGAAAAAAUAAAUUUAUCUCGGUUGUUUUCUGGGAUGCUUGUGCUUGCGCAGCCCUGCGAACAGCAUACUACC